Messenger RNA from Scheffersomyces coipomensis, 2585 nucleotides. RefSeq lists its product as uncharacterized. Gene Ontology annotation, molecular function: ATP binding; protein kinase activity. Gene Ontology annotation, biological process: protein phosphorylation. Lineage: Eukaryota; Fungi; Ascomycota; Pichiomycetes; Serinales; Debaryomycetaceae. The transcript has a single exon. The record is from RefSeq and is a predicted model, not a curated record. The coding region runs from base 130 to 2388 and encodes 752 amino acids.
AUGCUAACAGUAUACAUGAUAUUUUUGAUAAUAAAUAGGUGGUGGUAUAAAAGGGAGACAAAAGAGUAAUCGUUUCGCACCACAAAAUAUUUUAGUGACUCUCCAAAGCUUUCCCAAUUUGGAAGUCUCAUGCAACAAUUUCAAAUUAGAAAAUCGAAGUCUAGAGUUUAUUUCAUCUUUCUUUCUUUCAAUAAACUAAUGAGUCUUGUAUCGCUUUUAGAAUAUGAGAUCAUUGACAAGUCAAUGGAAUUUGUGGUCGAUCAUUUGAUCGCAGAUCCGAAUUACAAUUACUUUAACGACACUAUUGAGAAUCAGGCACAGGAAAAGUAUUGGGAGGAACUUUUGGAAAUAAAAGAACCUGAAGAACUGAAUAAAUCUGAAAUACAAAAUGAAGGAGAUGAAGUGAAAUCUGAUAUAAAAGAAUCCAAAAAGUUCGAUUUAACUCUCGAAAGAAGAAAGUUAAUAGUGAUGAUAUUCAGUUUCCAUAAUAUUUCUUCUAGAAAUUAUUUUAGUCGUUUCGACAAAGAAUAUAUGAAGAGUGAAACUUUUGAGCUUGACAUUGCCAAAGUCAUAAAAGCAGGUACCCGUCAUAUUGCUUCUGAAAUGGAACGCAGAAUAAAGGAAAGUGAUAAAUUGAAUAUCGAAUCAAUCACUGAUUGUGUUGAACACCUUUUUAGCAUGUCCUGGACUUUGAAGUUACCGAUUCCAUUAAAAAUCUCAAAUACGGCCUUAAAAGAUGGAUCAAUAAAGCAGAAUUCAAAAUCAAAUUUCACUUACACGAUUCGAAAUAUAUUUGAAGACCAUUUCCAAAUUGAACAAAAUAUUGUUGAAUCAGAUGAUGGUGAAAUUCCGGAUUCAUACUUGGAUCUUCUAAUUGAAGACUUCAAAAUUGAUGCUUAUUUGUUAGCAAAAUUUGAUGAUAUCUCGUUUGAACAAGAAAGGUUUCAUAUUAAAAAUGAAUCAACAGUUUCACAAAUUCUUUAUCAAUACGUGCUUAAACAUAUAGGAGAUAUAUUAGAUUCAAUUUUUUCUGAAAACCAAGAGGAUAGUAUUAUUGGAGUGACAAAGGAAGUUGGUAUAGAUCUAAGAAUAAUACCAAACUAUGGAUUUGUUAAGAGUGACAAUAAUACUAAACUAAGUGUUCCGAUUGAAAUUAAGAACGGUAACAUAUUUGAUGCUUACAAAAGCAGAAAGCUGAAUCCGAAGAAGUUUUUAUCAUUAUUUAAUCAGGUUGUAUUCCAGUUAGCUAGUUAUGGUUCAAAUAUAGGUAUCGCAUUAGAUUUGGAAUCAAUAUUUUUAGUCCAAUUAAGAGCUAAUCAGGAUUCAUCAAGAUCAAAAAAUUCUGAUGGUGGUCUGUAUUUCUUGAAUUCCAGAGUUAAAUGCAUGAAACACUUCGAAUCGAAGUAUAACUCUAAGAUUAUUAUUCUUAUUCUCUUACAUAAUACCUUCAAAACCUUAACUAAUGAGGUUGCAGAAUCUAUAAAGAAUAUAAUGAAAAAGUUUAAAUUACCUGAAGAAGAUAAGACUUUGGUGAAACAAUGGCAGCUUGAUUUUUUAAGAUCGAAUUGGAUAUCUAGAUUUCAAAAUUAUGUACUAAAUGAGGAUGGAGAUUACGUUCAUCCUAUUGAGAAAUCAGUUAUUAUACCAGGAAAAUGUUUUAUAGGUGCUUCAAAGAUAAAUUGGGAUACUCCAGAGUUAAAGGAAGAAGAUUUUGAUAUUGGCGAAAACAUGCAUCCAACACCGAUCACACUGGCGAAUAAUGGAUAUUUUUCCAGGGUUUCGAAAGUGAAGUUCAAAAGAGUCCCAAACAAUAAAAAAGAUCUCGUUUUAAAAGUGUAUAAUCCAGCCAUGAGCUCUCCUAGAGGAGUCAUGCCCAAAUACGUAUUUUUAGAAACAUACUCUUUCAUUAUCAGCUCUUAUCUUUUGGAGGUUCAAGCUUAUAACAUGUUGAGUCAUGCAAGUCCACUUGGUAUAUCAGAGGAUUUAUCCUCAGUUGAUAACACCUAUAAAGGAGUAAAUUACAUUCCGCACCUUUAUCAAACAGGCUUCUGUGAAUUCAAAAAUGCUGCUGAAUUUCAGGGGAUGUAUUUAUUACAGGAAUUUAUAAAACCAGGAAAAGAAUUGCCAGGGGAAGAAUUAUUCGAAAAGGCAUCAAUCGCUUUGAAUGACAUCCAUGGUCGUGGUGUCUUGCAUGGUGACGUUCAUCCUGGAAACUUUAUCUAUAACUCAGAAAAGGAUCGUGUAUUCUUUAUUGACUUUGGAUUCCUGCGGAUCCUUAAAUUCAGAAAUUUCAAACCUUCUCAAGAAAAGAGUCUUAAGAUAAAGGAAAUGAUGGAUUUGGCAAAAGCUUGUGGUGUUCGAGGUAAAAAUAAAGCUCAAAAAACGUGAAUCUAUUAAAUAGUUUUUAUCUCUUUAUAUUUUUAAUACAAAGUUUGCUUUUUUUGGUAUCAGAGACUUAAAGUAAUUGAAAGAUAAUUUGGAGAGGCAUUGAUUGCACAUAGCUUUUUAAUUUCCGCAUCAAGUAUUUAAUUUUAUUACCGUUUCACGUCAUCUAUAUCCCCAGGGAAGUAGUUUCACUAUCUAAG